AUGGCCAUGUCUAACGACCUUUCCAAUGACGAUUAUUUCCUCCAGAUGGAUGGAGGUGACCAGGAAUCGCUGCUGCGAUCUAGACACAGUGCAAAUUCGCAUGGACCACACAGACAGGGUUCUCUGGUGAGGCCCGAGAGGAAUCGACUAGAUAAUCCUAAUAAUCCGCAUUAUUACUAUGUGCAGAAGGCGCAGGAACAACAGGAUCAUCUGAAUGUACAACCCUCUACCACUGGUAUCACGCCGAGCAAUGUCAGACAUUCACAGGCGAGGGCUUCACUCAACUCUGUGGUUGAUGAUAUCACCGAUGGGUACCCCAUGGAAGAUAUGGGUCCUGAAAACCGCAAAUCAGAUGUUCAUCAAGAUAUUGAGGAUUUGGGUAAUGAUAACCAGACAAGAUUGGUACCUUCUAAUACUGCCACGAAACCACUGGGCAGCAAAACUAAAUCUGCGGAGACAAUCUCACUAUGGCGUUUAUACUGUUAUGUGAUUUCGUUUUGGGCUCCAGGUCCAUUACUGGCAUUGUGUGGUAUGCCAAAACCUGAAAGACAGAUGGCUUGGAGGGAAAAAAUUGGGUUAAUAUCGGUCAUCUUUUAUCUGGGGGCCUUUGUCGCAUAUUGGACGUUUGGUUUCACUAGUACAGCGUGCGGUAGCAGCGUUCUACGAUUGAAGAACAACGAGGUUUCUACAGGCUACAUGAUCAUUAACGGUAAAGCUUUUGCUUUGGACUCUUCGUCCCAUCCGGCUGCUGCAGGCAUCGACGCUGGGGCUAAUAUUUUGUACCCACCGAUCAAUGCAGGUGGAAUGGAUGGCUCUUUCCUGUUCCAAAAUGUCAAUGGAAAUUGCCUUGAUCUCAUUAAGCCAAAGGAUGACUGUUCUAUCCCUCAUGAUGACGAGGGAAAUCUAGCAUGGUACUUUCCUUGCAAGGUAUACAGUCAAGAUGGAUCCACUGCUCCAAACUUCACCAAAUCAGAAUACUACGAUGGUUGGGCCUGUCAUACUUCGGAAGCUGCUAGAAGUGCAUACUACAGUCUAGAGCCAGCAGCAGAUAUUUAUUUUACGUGGGACGAUAUCAAGAACAAUUCAAGAAAUUUGGUCGUUUACAAUGGUCAUGUCCUUGAUCUAGGCCUCUUGGACUGGCUGCAAACUGACGAUCUUGAUUAUCCACCUAUGUUUGACGAUUUGAGAACUUCUGCAUUUCAAGGUUACGAUUUAUCCAUUAUUUUAGCGAAUAGCUACGAGAAAAAAAUCGCCAGGUGUCUCACUGAGAUCAUUAAAGUGGGCGAAAUGGACUCAAAGACGGUGGGUUGCAUUGCAUCAGAUGUUGUGCUUUACGUGUCGUUGAUCUUCAUCCUUUCGGUUGUUGUUGCCAAGUUCUUGAUCGCAUGUUACUUCCGUUGGGCUGUUGCGAAAAAUCAAGGCGCUUUUCCUGUUGACAAUAAGACCAUGGAUCAACAGCUGAAUAGUAUUGAAGAUUGGUCGGAGAACAUCCAAACUAAUGGCCCAAUCAAACCUGUCGCUCCAGACCUAAGACCUGUUCAUCAACACUCAAGAAAUGACUCCAAGCUUAAUAUGCUAGCCAAACGUGGCUCAAAAAUGUUUCAGUUGAAUAAUAAUAGCGCUGAUAAUACCUUAUUGCCCGAUGGCACUAUGGGAGGGUUGACAACAAUGACUACUCAAAAUGCCUUUAGAGCGGCCAACGAGCGUAACUCUUUGCAUCUUGGUAACAUUUUUCCCUCUAAGAAUCACUCCGCACUUCUUUCGACCAAUUCGUUGAUGUUUAACGGCAAUCAGCUUACACCUACCCCUGGCGGAUCGUCAACACAGUCAUUAGAGUCUAGCAUCAUUCACCCUGAUGCCGUUCAGCAGCCACCUCUAGAUUUUGCACCAUAUGGUUUCCCAUUGAUUCAUACAAUAUGUUUUGUUACUUGCUACUCUGAAGAUGAAGAAGGGCUGAGAACAACCCUAGACUCAUUGUCCACAACUGACUACCCAAACAGUCACAAGUUGAUAAUGGUGGUCUGUGAUGGUAUGAUUAAGGGUUCCGGUAAUGAUAUUACAACACCUGAAAUAGCGCUAGGUAUGAUGGACGAUUUUGUUACAUCUCCGGAGGACGUGCAACCAUAUUCCUACGUGGCCGUUGCCUCUGGUUCCAAACGUCAUAAUAUGGCUAAGAUUUAUGCUGGAUUUUACAAAUAUAAUGACGACACCGUACCACCUGAGAAACAACAAAGGGUCCCAAUGAUAACCAUCGUCAAGUGUGGUACGGCAGAUGAGCAAGGAUCAGCCAAACCUGGUAAUAGAGGUAAGCGUGACUCUCAAGUUAUUCUCAUGUCGUUCUUACAGAGAAUGACCUUUGAUGAGAGAAUGUCAGAACUGGAAUUUCAACUUCUAAAGAAUAUUUGGCAAGUAACAGGUUUGAUGGCUGAUUUCUAUGAAACAGUUCUAAUGGUUGACGCCGAUACAAAGGUUUUCCCUGAUUCAUUGACUCAUAUGGUUGCAGAAAUGGUGAAAGACCCAUUGAUCAUGGGUCUAUGUGGCGAAACGAAAAUCGCUAACAAAGCUCAAUCAUGGGUGACAGCCAUACAAGUUUUUGAGUAUUACAUUUCCCAUCAUCAAGCCAAAGCUUUCGAAUCUGUGUUCGGUUCUGUUACCUGUUUACCUGGUUGUUUCUCGAUCUACCGUAUUAAAUCUCCAAAGGGGUCUGAUGGCUAUUGGGUACCAAUUUUAGCCAAUCCCGAUAUUGUGGAGCGUUAUUCUGACAACGUUACCAAUACAUUGCAUAAGAAAAACUUGUUGUUGUUGGGUGAAGAUAGAUACUUGUCUUCAUUAAUGUUAAGAACAUUCCCUAAGCGUAAACAGGUUUUUGUCCCUAAAGCUGCCUGUAAGACAAUAGUACCUGAUAAGUUCAAGGUCCUGUUGUCUCAACGUCGUCGUUGGAUCAAUUCUACAGUGCAUAAUUUAUUCGAGCUGGUACUAAUCAGAGAUCUGUGUGGUACAUUCUGCUUUUCAAUGCAGUUUGUCAUUGGCAUAGAAUUGGUUGGUACGUUAGUGUUACCUCUAGCAAUUUGCUUUACGAUUUAUGUCAUUAUCGUGGCCAUUGUAUCGAAGCCCACGCCAACAAUGACUUUGAUUUUACUUGCGAUCAUCUUAGGGCUGCCUGGGCUAAUUGUGGUUAUCACUGCUACGAGAUGGUCCUAUUUGAUGUGGAUGGCGAUAUAUAUUAUUGCCUUGCCCAUCUGGAAUGGUUUGUUGCCCACGUAUGCCUAUUGGAAGUUUGAUGAUUUUUCAUGGGGUGACACUAGAACGAUCGCCGGCGGCAAUAAAGGUGCACACGACGAUGUUGAAGGUGAGUUUGAUCACUCUAAGAUCAAGAUGAGAACUUGGAGGGAAUUUGAAAGAGAAGAUAAACUGAACAGACUGGCCACAGAUGAAGAAAGUAAUUCAAGAAUGUUUUAG
This is a messenger RNA of Torulaspora delbrueckii, 3459 nucleotides long. It is a transcript of the gene CHS3, whose product is annotated as chitin synthase CHS3. NCBI's taxonomy places the organism in Eukaryota, Fungi, Ascomycota, Saccharomycetes, Saccharomycetales, Saccharomycetaceae. Gene Ontology annotation, cellular component: cell periphery; cell septum. The transcript has a single exon. Bases 1 to 3459 code for a protein of 1152 amino acids. Gene Ontology annotation, molecular function: chitin synthase activity. The record is from RefSeq and is a predicted model, not a curated record.